UCCAUGAGAGACUCAAGUUUUCUGAGUCAGGGCUCAGAGUUUCUCCAGCCAAAUCAAUCAAAGUCCUUCACGCACAGGAGCUUUAAAAACCGCGAUUUCAACAGUCUUACACACUGUGGAAUUAAUAAUAUGAUAUAAACUGGAUGCAUCGGUAUCCUCUACAUAUCAGUGUGUCUUUUAAACUGAUCGUCUCUGUCUGAGCUAAGGAACAUCAUCUGGACAUUAUUCACCGGGACUGUAUAGAAUAACAGACUGCCAUCAUGAGGUCCCUGCUGCUCGUCUGUGUGUUUGUGCUGCCUCUGCAAACACUCGCGCUGCCGCUGCGCAACAGAUCGAGUUUUCCCAGCAGACCCGGGAAGCUUCCAGAAACACGGGGUGGUAAUGCCAUGGAAACCAUCACCAUUCCUUCAAUAGCUUCGAGUGCCGGGGCAAGAGAGCGCCGUGCGGUCUGGAGGGCCCUCCUGCAUAAAGGACCCCCGGCGAAACAGACCAACACACUGGCCAAUCAAAACAGGGAACAUUUCCGGGAACGUCGCCAUGUCCUCAGAGGGUCACGAGGUCACCCGCAGGGUCAGCUGAUGCGUGUGGGAUGCAUCCUCGGCACAUGCCAGGUACAAAACCUCAGCCACCGUCUCUAUCAGCUGAAAAGCCAAAGCGGACGGCAAGACGCGCCAAUCAAUCCCAGAAGUCCACAUAGUUACGGAUAAGACUAUGAAUGAACACACAUUAAAAAUCUAUCCAAAAAUGUGACUACUGAAGACCACCGACACCAGCGGGCAACCAAUCAACGAUUUACAGGCGUCCUGUCAUGAGAAAUCGAAUACUCUUGAUCUUUUGAAAUAAAAGAGUCAUUCAAUGUGCUUACUGCAACUUUAAGAACUCUAAACUUCUUUCCCUAAACAAACAUUUAUUGAACUCGUUCUGAACUUCUGCAACUUUGACCAUUUAACAUUAACAUACAGUAUGAUCGCCAACAUUAACCUGCAAGCUUCUAUUUAAAUGUUUAGAAACUUGGCCUGGCUUUUCAUAUGGAGUAGUAUAUUACUCCUAAACACCAGAGGAAAUAACGAG
This is a messenger RNA of Cyprinus carpio (common carp), 1071 nucleotides long. It is a transcript of the gene adm2b, whose product is annotated as adrenomedullin 2b. Gene Ontology annotation, biological process: positive regulation of heart rate; regulation of systemic arterial blood pressure; adenylate cyclase-activating G protein-coupled receptor signaling pathway. Gene Ontology annotation, cellular component: extracellular region. Gene Ontology annotation, molecular function: hormone activity. Lineage: Eukaryota; Metazoa; Chordata; Actinopteri; Cypriniformes; Cyprinidae. The record is from RefSeq and is a predicted model, not a curated record.